Messenger RNA from Nematocida ausubeli, 1341 nucleotides. RefSeq lists its product as uncharacterized. Gene Ontology annotation, molecular function: translation initiation factor activity; GTPase activity; tRNA binding. The record is from RefSeq and is a predicted model, not a curated record. The transcript has a single exon. Gene Ontology annotation, cellular component: cytosol; eukaryotic translation initiation factor 2 complex. Bases 1 to 1341 code for a protein of 446 amino acids. Gene Ontology annotation, biological process: formation of translation preinitiation complex; positive regulation of translational fidelity. NCBI's taxonomy places the organism in Eukaryota, Fungi, Microsporidia.
AUGCAAACAACAGUUGUUGAAGGAAUAGAACUAGGACCAGUUAGCCAGGACAUCAUGAAAAACCAAGCAACUGUUAACAUUGGAAUGAUAGGGCACGUAGCACACGGGAAAUCCACUAUUGUCAAGGCAAUUAGUGGGAUAAAGACAGUGCGGUUUAAAAGUGAGCUGGAAAGAAACAUAACUAUCAAGCUCGGGUAUGCAAAUGCAAAGAUAUACAAAUGCACAGGAGGAAUAUGCAAAAGGCCAGAGUGCUACAUGUCAACCUCCAGCACACAGAAGCCCCCAAAGGCUUGCAAAACAAAGAACUGCAACGGAACAAUUCAGUUGGAGCGACAUGUUUCCUUUGUGGACUGCCCAGGACACGAGGUUCUUAUGGACACCAUGCUUACAGGAGCUGCAAUUAUGGAUGCGGCCAUUCUGAUUAUAGCUGCAAACGAGCAGUGCCCACAGCCACAGACAAUAGAGCAUCUCAAUGCAAUAGACGUAGUGGAUCUAGACAAAGUGAUAAUUCUGCAGAACAAAGUAGAUCUUCUUUCCAGAGAGCAGGCCUUAGAAAACCACGACCAGAUUGAAGAGUUCAUAAAGGACUCUUCAGCAUGCAAUGCACCAAUUAUCCCAACAUCCGCCCAGAUAGGAUGCAAUCUUGAUGCAAUUCUGGACUACAUUGUCAACUACAUACCAGUGCCGCAGAGAGAGUAUGCGCUUCCACCACAAGUGCAGGUUAUCAGAUCAUUUGACAUAAAUAAGCCAGGAUGCAAGCCAUCAGACUAUAAAGGAGGUGUGAUUGGUGGGUGCCUGACCAGUGGAUAUCUGCAGGCAGGAGAGGAGCUUGAGGUGCGCCCAGGCAUCCUUGAAAAGGUCAAAGGAAAGCUUGUCUGCAAGCCUGUUAGAACAAAGAUUGUUUCUCUAUUUGCAGAGUCAAAUACUCUUAAGGUUGCAGUGCCAGGAGGUCUUGUUGGAAUUGGUACUGAGCUAGAUCCUUUCUUCUGCAGAGGAGACAAGCUUGUAGGGCAGGUUCUGGGAAGGCCUGGAACACUUCCAGAAGUAUACAGGGAGAUGGGCAUAAGCUACCAUUUAUUUGAAAAGUUAACUGCCCAGAUACCCGCACUAGGAAAGCCCCUUGCCGUUAAAGAGCAGCUCUUAAUAAACAUAGGAAGCAGUUCAAGCCGUAUCCAGAUCACUGCCGCCACAAAGAACACAGCAUUUUUCAUUCUUGCCACGCCCAUCUGUGCGAAAAUAGGAGCAACCCUAAGCAUUUCAAGAAAGAUGAGCGGGCACUGGAGGCUGAUUGGAGCAGGAGAAAUAGAAAAGGGAACAAGCAUACCAAUUAUAGAUGAGUAG